This is a messenger RNA of Macrosiphum euphorbiae (potato aphid), 843 nucleotides long. Lineage: Eukaryota; Metazoa; Arthropoda; Insecta; Hemiptera; Aphididae. The record is from the annotation of a GenBank genome assembly.
AUGACCUCAUUGCCAUCACUGAUGUUUAUACUGCCUUUCAUUAGUACGUUUCAGUGGCCUAAUUCCACAGCACAACACACUUAUAUAUUACACAGAUUCAAUAUUUAUCCAUGGUCUUCUACAAGGGAUUAUCCCGAAAGUACAAGUUCCGUUAAUCAAGAUAAUAUAACUCUAACGACGACUUUAAGUUAUAAGGAAGAUCAAAAAAAUGAUUCUGUUACUGGUAUUAAAAAUAUGACUGCUGAUAUAGUUUUACCAACAGCUAAUUUGACAAACUCUUCAUCAGUUGUUUUUCCAAUUUCGACCGAUGAGAAAACUAAAAUCAAUAAAUUUAUACCUGAAAACACCGUAAUUGAGAAAUGCUCUUUGAAUGAAACUUUUUGCAUCAAAGUUGAAAAUUAUCCAAGAGAAGAUGUAUACAAGAUUUUUAGAACCAGCAAGUUUAUGUCAACUCCUCAUUAUGAUGAAUAUGCUAAGGAUGAGGUAAAUGAUUUUGAAACAAGAAUAUUAUCAGAUGUUGAACUUCAACCAUUCUGUCAGUCAAGAUCAGAAGUAAUAUAUCCAGAAGCCGGUCUUACGUCAAAAAACGAAUGGCGCUAUAUUGUACAAGCUCCAGCAAUUAAUGCCAGUGACACUUUCAUUAAACAAGGAAUUGUAGUGGAGAAAUGCAUAGAUUUUCGAGAUCCGUGUCGAUUUGAUGAUACUUUACCAUAUGGAUACGUCUCAAGAUGUGUACAAAAAUAUAUCUACAAAAGAUUAUUGUCCGUUCAAGGUCCAUAUCAAUUUUCCUAUGAUUAUUUUUUAUUACCAUCUUGUUGUCAGUGUAUGUUUAGUAUAAAUUAA